Molecule: messenger RNA, 849 nt
Organism: Schizosaccharomyces osmophilus
Lineage: Eukaryota; Fungi; Ascomycota; Schizosaccharomycetes; Schizosaccharomycetales; Schizosaccharomycetaceae
Gene: mug73
Product: multispanning 7TM plasma membrane rhodopsin family protein, implicated in signaling
Exons: 2
Coding region: 1-849 (282 amino acids)
Cellular component (GO): plasma membrane; endoplasmic reticulum
Source: RefSeq, a predicted model, not a curated record
AUGAAUAGCAAUGUUGGAAAAAUUCCUUCAGACUCGGCAACGGACUAUUACUGGGCGGUUUUUUCCAUAUUUUUGUUUUGUGCCAUCGUGUAUCCUAUCGUUUCGAUCUUUUCCAGCCCACCAAAACGAAUGUUUUAUUAUGUGUAUUCUGUAACAUGCAUGGUUUCCGCCAUCGUUUAUUUUAGCAUGGCUGGUGAAUUGGGAUAUACGCUUGUCAACUUGAGUACUUCAACUUGGUUUCGUAGGAUUCGGGUCGUCUACUUCGUCCGCUACAUUCAAUGGAUGAUCAAUUUCCCCUUGGUGAUUUCUAGCAUAUUUUACUUCGCCGGUGUUUCCUUUAUGCGGAUCCUCGUAACUGUAUUUAACAUCUGGUUAUGCUUUCUAUGUUUGUUAGCUGCAGCUAUGACUGUCUCGACUCACCGUUGGGGAUUCUGCGCUUUUUCGUUGGUCGGUUAUGCUUGUGCACUUGUGCAUACCUGUAUAACCUAUAAGCAUGAUAUUCAACCUUUAAAACGCAAAGCGAAAAUUGGAUUAAUAUGUUCCCUCGUUUACUUUUUCGUCCUUUGGGCUUUGUAUUUCGUAAGCUGGGGUUUGUGUGAAGGCAUUGGUUACUCUUUGCCAAUUGGAGAAGCUGUCUUUUACAGUGUCUUGGACUUUUUAGAAUUCCCGGUGUUUGGCGCCAUUUUUUCGUGGAUGAUUGAUUUGGUCGGUAUGCAUAGAUUCUCAAAAACAUACCUACGUUCUUUCCUGACCGACAAUGAAGAAGCAAUAAAGCUGGACGUCAUAAGUGAAGCAGAAUCUCCAAAGGAGAAAGAAGAUGAGCCGGAAGCCCAAUUCACAGAUUCAUAA